Gastrolobium bilobum is the source of this 573-nucleotide messenger RNA. RefSeq lists its product as uncharacterized. The transcript has a single exon. The coding region runs from base 84 to 524 and encodes 146 amino acids. Lineage: Eukaryota; Viridiplantae; Streptophyta; Magnoliopsida; Fabales; Fabaceae. The record is from RefSeq and is a predicted model, not a curated record.
AUUCCAUCUCUUCGUCUAAUCCAUCACUAUAAAUGCUUUCUCGAUUUUAAACUCGCUUCUAACCUAGUCACACCUAGGAAAACAUGGCAGCUUACGAGGGAAGACCAUUGGUGAUGGAAAUGGAACGCGAGGAAGAUUUCGAGGCUAGUGGUAGCGGGUGCGGGUGUGGAUGCUUUCGGGUUUUUAGCUUGAAAUGGUGGCAAGGCCAUGAGGAAGAAGGUACACGGCUACUUGAGCAAAAGGGUGAAGGAGGAAGAGGAGGAGGAGGAGGAGGAGAGACAUGGGUGGUAGAUAAGUUGAAGAAGAUGAAGGAGGUUUCAGAAGUGAUUGCUGGUCCCAAGUGGAAGACUUUUAUUAGAAAGAUAGGUGGGCAUGGCAAGAAGCAGCACAAGAACAGGUUUCAAUAUGAUGAACAUAGCUAUGCUCUCAACUUCAACAGUGGGGCUCAGAGCGAAGAUGAAGACAUGCCUCCCAGUUUCUCAGCCAGGUUUUCUGCUCCUGGACGUCGCCAAAAUGAAUCAUGAUACGUGGAUCCAUGUUCUUUGUUUUUUAAAACAUGUUUGAUUGCCUAUA